Molecule: messenger RNA, 1861 nt
Organism: Brachypodium distachyon (stiff brome)
Lineage: Eukaryota; Viridiplantae; Streptophyta; Magnoliopsida; Poales; Poaceae
Exons: 6
Coding region: 347-1585 (412 amino acids)
Source: RefSeq, a predicted model, not a curated record
CCUCUGCUCCGUAGAGGCCUCCUGUUCCGUAUCCACCGGCUGGAUGACCAACACCGCCGCCCUCCCCUCCGCCUGCGUCAACACCUAGGGCCGCCAGCCCCGUCUCCACCUAGGGCCGCCUGCAGACCUGGCCUCCGCCCGUGUCUCCACCUAAGGGCCAGCCGCCGCGUUCACGAGCCUGGCCUUCGUCUUUCCGCCUCCAUCGAAUAUCUCAUCUAAUCCAUCCCGGCAUUCUCAGGACGAUAUCGCAACAACGAGGGCAGCAUAUCCCGUGGCCCGACUCCAGAAUCGUCAUCCUAUUCAAUAUUCUUGUGCAGAUCUUGAGAAGUUGGAGGAGAGAAUCAUAAUGACGUUAUGCCGUAUGGAGAUGAUAUUCCCGCCAGGAUUUUUUACUGUUAUGAUGCAUUUGGUUACUCAUCUAGCCACAGAGGCGAAAAUAGGUGGUCCAGUGUGCUACCGUUCAAUGUGGUUUGUUGAAAGGUAUCUAGGUAAACUCAAGUCAAAUGUCCGUAAUAGAGCUCAUCCCGCAGGAUCUAUAUGUGAAGCACAUUUGGCAGAUGAGGCCAUGGUGUUCUGUUCAAAGUAUAUUAUUGGUUUUGAGACAAAGCAUAACAUGCCUUCCCGGAACGAAGAUGGCGAGGAGUUGGUUGGCCAUCCUGACGUUUCACAAGGACCAACUUUAUUUCCUCAUGUUGGCGUACAACUUGGAAAGCCUAGAAAUUAUGUGAUGAAGAGUUUGGCUAAAGUACAGGCGCAUAGAUACGUCUUGUUCAAUUGUUCCAAAGUGAACUCAUACCUUAGAGCCCAUGCUGAUGAGGUCACCAGUAGGCGCAGAGUAAACCCAAAUACUCUCGAGAAGAUCCAAAAUGAGACAUUCCACGAGUGGUUCAAAGCUCAUAUAAAGAGUUUGGAGAAGAAAGAUAGCAUCGAUGGUGUUGAAAAUGAUAUUAGAUGGCUAGCUCGGGGCCCAGUUUCUGCAGGAAAAAGAUAUCGUGGUUUCAUCUCUCGAGGCUUCCGUUUUAGGCCCAAGCAUUUGGAUAAAGUGACACAGAACAGUGGAGUUAUGCUAACUGCAAAAACAUCUAGUUAUGCUGCAGCAGGAGAUGCAACUCCAGUUCUAGAUGAUGUGACGUACUAUGGGAGGGUAAUUGACAUCAUCGAGCUGAACUACUCCGGACAAUUUUCAGUGGUGCUGUUUGAAUGUGAAUGGGUUGAUGUAUUUUCUGAAGAAGGAAUGAAAAAAGACAAGUACGGCUACACACUUGUGAACUUCUCACAUCUGAUACACAAAGGAGAAAAGAUUGAGCAUGAGCCUUUUAUUUUCCCUAACCAGGCAGAUCAAGUGUUCUAUGUGGAAGAUGAAAUGAACCCAGGUUGGUCUGUGGUAGUGAAGCCACCCAAACCUAGAGAUUCAUAUGACACUGGUGACCUUGAAUCAGCAGCGGACAUAGAAUCCGAGCCAUUCCAUGUUUCCCACCUCGGGGAGAUGUUCAAAAAGAAAACAAAUGACCAACAUUGGGUUAGAACAGACAUCGAGGGAACAUUAGUGGAUGCUAAUAACAAUGCUCCGACCAACGAAGAGUAGGGGAAGUCAAUAAUUUAAUGACUUGGUCACUCAGGUACUUAAAAAAGGCAUGCAUGGGAGGGAGUAGCACAAAUUCACAUGGACAUCAGACAUUUUAUAAUUUAGUUGUCUUAAUCUCAUAAUAUGUUUUUAGAGACAUAGUCCAUAUUGAGAACUGUUUCACAUCACGAUUGCUCGAUCUGAGCAUUCGGUCGCUCAUGAUUUAUUAUGGUACGAUUUUGAGGAUGUCAGAGAUUAUAUUAACUGCAUGCAUCUUUACUCGACUUAUUGGUUAUG